Molecule: messenger RNA, 1892 nt
Organism: Mercenaria mercenaria
Lineage: Eukaryota; Metazoa; Mollusca; Bivalvia; Venerida; Veneridae
Exons: 4
Coding region: 145-1653 (502 amino acids)
Molecular function (GO): zinc ion binding
Source: RefSeq, a predicted model, not a curated record
AAUAACCCUAUCAUGUAUAAAUAUUCAAAACGAAAAUAAACUCCCAGUUAGUGAACAGUGUACAAAGGACAAACCAUAUUCUUAAAUAUAGUUGUUAUCUAAAGUUCGUUUCUUUCUUGAAAUAAUAGUAGUGCGAAACAUAAAAUGGACACAGAGACCGAGUACUACAUGAGAAUUAUUUUGCUCAUUUUUAAAGCUGGGACGAUGACCUGUAGAGGCAUUAUUAAAAGAGAACUUACUAGUGUCACACUCGAUCAGAUUUUACAACCGCAUGAGCCAAAGUUGAAACAUAAACUUUUAAAAGCACAGUGUUUGCUGUUAUUUCCAAAACAAGGUCAAGCCGAUCCUGAGGACUUUGAUCUUUCUUUGCUGCUUGUUGUAUUGUUAGAUGUUUUGAACAUUCCACAUGAUGAAAGACAAGAAAUUGAAUCUCUUAAAGAAAUGAGAAAUAAAAUAAUUCAUGACAGAAAGGUGUCAUUAGACAAAGUUUCAUACACGGCGAUGAAGACGACCCUAGAGAACUCAUUGUCAAAAUUAUCAAAAGGUCUUCAGGCAGAGAUACAGAAAGAGUGUACAGAAAUGAUUCAUAAGUUCUUGACCGAGCCCCUUGAUGAGACUGCAGCGCUUCAAUAUGUCCAUGGCAUACGAAAUGAUGAAGAAAUACUUCAGAGGGUCCAUGAAAUGCUAGAAGAACAAACGUGGACAUUCGUUAAGGAGAUAAACAAAUUAGAAAAUCGAAUGGAGACAAAGUUCGAGAAUAUGAAACAUGAUCAAGAAACAGUCUUUGAUAAAAUGAUCAAAACUAUGAAAGAAUGUCACGAAAAAAAUGAAAGCCGAAAGGAUGCGGAAAAAUGCGAUACUACAUCUUCCGCCCUUUGCGAGAAAUGCCUUGAAGAUUACAUUUCCAGCACAGCGACAAUUUACUGUCACAGUUGCAGUCAAUUUCUAUGCCAUGAUUGUUACCAGUCAACACACGUCAAAUCCCUAUUUCUUAGCAUGAAGAAUCAUCACUUACAAAAUGCGGGAGAUGCAGCAAAAAAAGAGGUGAAUAUGAAAGGUAUGGAUAUGUGUAAUGUACACAGUGUAUACUAUACUUGUUACUGUAAAAAACACGAAAAGUUGUGUUGUGACAAAUGCCUUCCUGAGAAACAUCAUGGUUGUCGAAACAUUGUUGACAUAAAGAAAAUCGCAAUAAGUUCUGCCAACUUUAUGCUAGAUCCAGUCGCAGAAAUCAAACGUCUACAUGAUGAUACGAUUUCAAUGGAGGAAUGGAUUGCGUCAUUUGAGAAGAAACUGAACACACAAUUACAAGAACUGCCAUCAAUCCUACAAGAAAAAAGGACGAGACUGAUAGAAUUGUUUGACAAAAAGGCCAGGAUGCUCACAACUGAAGCAGAAAUGAUUCAUGGAGAAAAAAUGUCACAAAUUCAAAAGAAUCGUUCUCAAUGUAAAGAGCUUAUUGAUAACACCGAACAGACAAAACGUUCAAUGAUACGCAUUGCAGCCAAUGGAACCACUGACCAAAAAUUUAUUGCAUAUCGCAGACUAAAUGAUCAAAUAAAAACUUUUCAGGACAGCUUUGCUCGUAUAAGAGAAAUGUAUGAGAACUCACCUGGCUUAGUUGAUAUCAAAAGUUUUGAAGAAAACGUGUAGAUCCUUCGAUCAAUGUUGAUUGUGCGAGGUAAAGACAUUUACUGGCGCUUGUGCAACCAUAGACUGAAAUAUGCUAUUAUGCAAGGUUCAUGCAUCCCAUAAAUAUCUGUAAGAUGUAAAAAAAGAAGUUUUCUGAUAGAAAAUGUACAUACACUGUAUACAGUUGUUAGCCUUUUAUUAUUGAAAUUACUUAUAGUUUAUUGGUAUAUCCUAAAAUAAUUAGAGACACUAGCUUUGAA